Molecule: messenger RNA, 393 nt
Organism: Rasamsonia emersonii CBS 393.64
Lineage: Eukaryota; Fungi; Ascomycota; Eurotiomycetes; Eurotiales; Trichocomaceae
Exons: 2
Coding region: 1-393 (130 amino acids)
Source: RefSeq, a predicted model, not a curated record
AUGUCUUGGUCUCGCUCCUCGUCUCCAGAGCCAGAGACCUUACUGCCUAGAACGUCCGCUGCACGCUACAUCGAAUCGCAGGUCGAAGAUUCCGGUACUCAAGACGGCAUCGGCAUACGGCAAAACCUCUCCUAUGAAGAGCGCGAGAAGCGGCGAUUGAUAGCUGAGAUCCGGCGUCAGGACGAAGCCGAGGGGGAGGGUGUACCGGCACCGAAAACGGGCCUACCAUAUGACGACGAAGAUACUGGCGAAGGCCCCGAUCUGUCCGAAGACGAGGACGAGUCUCCUAUAAAAGCAAAUACAAUGUCUGAAUCCAAGCAACGGGAACAGAUGGCAAAGCAGUUGCGCGAAGAGUUUGAUGAUGGUGAUGAUGAUGAUGAUGAUGACGAGUAA